Molecule: messenger RNA, 3342 nt
Organism: Mugil cephalus (flathead mullet)
Lineage: Eukaryota; Metazoa; Chordata; Actinopteri; Mugiliformes; Mugilidae
Gene: spon1a
Product: spondin 1a
Exons: 16
Coding region: 177-2597 (806 amino acids)
Biological process (GO): cell adhesion
Cellular component (GO): extracellular matrix
Source: RefSeq, a predicted model, not a curated record
CUCUCAUUCACACCAGGAUGGAUCUGCCCUCCUUGCACAGCAGAAGUCUACUUCAGCAGUUGGCAAGUUAGGGUUCUCAUCCAGGGGUGAACGGCCGCUGAAACAAACACAGCUUCUCCAUCCGACAAGAUUUCUUUCAUUCCCGCGCCAUAACUUGUUUGUGGGAAAGGUACACGAUGACAGCAGCCGGACUGCAUCCACGCGUUAUUCUCCUGCUGUGCUUCAUCUCCACCGGGGCGUGCAAUAUGUUUGCAUUUACCGAGGAGCCCUCUGACAGAGUCGGGAAGGGGGACGGGUAUUGUAGUCGGAUAUUACGGGCUCAGAGCAAUCGGAAGGAGGGCAACAGCGAGUUUCGGCUCCGCGUUGAGGGAGAUCCGGACAGCUAUCAGCCGGGCAGCACAUACAGAGUGACUCUGACUGCAACCAGCCCCUCCUACUUCAGAGGGUUCACCCUUAUCGCCCUGAAAGACGGCGCAGAGGGAGACAGAGAUGAGGACUAUGCUGGAAAUUUCCAAAUAAUUGAUGAGGAGGAAACACAGUAUAUGACCAACUGUCCCCCAGCGGUGACGGAGAGCACUCCUCGUAGACGGACCAGUAUCCAAGUGUUCUGGACUGCUCCCCCUAGUGGCUCCGGCUGUGUUGCUCUCAAGGCUAGUAUCGUGCAGAAGAGGAUAAUCUAUUUCCAGGAUGAAGGCCCACUCACCCAGCGACUGUGUGAGAAAGAAUCACUGUAUGGGGAUUCAACUGAUAGACCUCUGCUCGACUGCUGUGCCUGUGGAACAGCGAAAUACAGAGUCACCUUCUACGGGAACUGGUCAGAGAAGAUUCAUCCAAAAGACUAUCCUCGUCGCGCCAAUCACUGGUCAGCCAUCAUUGGUGCAUCCCACUCUAAGAAUUAUGUACUGUGGGAAUAUGGUGGCUUUGCCAGUGAAGGAGUUAAACAGGUAGCUGAGCUGGGCUCUCCGGUCAAAAUGGAGGAGGAGAUAAGACAGAAGGGUGACGAUGUCCUGACAGUCAUCAAAAUGAAGGCACAGUGGCCAGCCUGGCAGCCACUAAAUGUACGGGCUGCCCCCUCAGCUGAAUUCUCAGUGGACCGGACCCGUCACCUCAUGUCCUUCCUGACCAUGUUGGGGCCCAGUCCAGACUGGAAUGUGGGUCUGUCUGCUGAGGACCUUUGUACCAAGGAGUGUGGUUGGGCUCAGAAGGUGUAUCAAGAUCUGAUCCCGUGGGAUGCAGGUACUGAUAGUGGAGUGUCAUAUGAGUCUCCCAACAAGCCCACAACACCACCGGACAAGAUCCGUCCUCUGACCAGCCUGGACCAUCCACAAAGCCCUUUUUAUGAUCCUGAGGGUGGCGCUAUCACUCCGGUAGCCAGGGUGGUGGUGGAGCGCAUAGCCAGAAAGGGUGAACAGUGCAAUAUUGUGCCGGACAAUGUUGAUGACAUUGUGGCGGAUAUUGCCCAGGAAGAGAAAGAGGAAGAUGAUACUCCUGAGACAUGUAUCUACUCCAACUGGUCUCCGUGGUCCGCCUGCAGCUCAGCCACAUGUGAAAAGGGCAAGAGAAUGAGGCAGAGGAUGCUGAAGGCCCAGCUGGACCUUAGCGUUCCCUGCCCACACACUCAGGAUUUUGAGCCUUGCAUGGGGCCUGGAUGCAGUGAUGAAGAUGCCUCCACCUGUAUGAUGUCAGAGUGGAUCACUUGGUCCCCCUGCAGUGUGUCCUGUGGGAUGGGCACGCGUUCCCGGGAGCGUUACGUCAAACAGUUUCCUGAUGACGGCUCCGUCUGCACUCUGCCCACUGAGGAGACUGAGCAAUGUGUGGUUAACGAGGAAUGCUCUCCCAGCAGUUGCCUGGUUACAGAGUGGGGUGAAUGGGACGUCUGCAGUGCUACUUGUGGUCUUGGCAUGAAGAGGAGAGAGCGCAUGGUGAAGAUGCCUCCUGCAGAUGGCUCCGUUUGUGGGGCAGAGGUUCUGGAAGUGGAGAAGUGUAUGAUGCCAGAAUGUCAUACAAUCCCCUGCAUGCUGACUCCAUGGUCAGACUGGAGCGACUGCAGCGUGACAUGUGGGAAGGGCCUGAGGACACGACAGCGCAUGCUCAAGUCGCCCGUGGAACUUGGAGAGUGUACCGAAGAGUUAGAACAGGUGGAGAAGUGCAUGCUACCAGAGUGUCCCAUAGACUGUGCCAUGUCAGAGUGGACAGAGUGGUCAGAGUGCAAUAAGUCCUGUGGGAAGGGGCAUAUGAUCCGGACACGUGCAGUGAUGCUGGAGCCUCAGUUUGGCGGAGACCCCUGCCUCGAAACCAUCCAGAGGAAGAAGUGUAAGAUCAGGAAGUGCAACCGGGGACAAGGCAACAGUGAUGAGAAGAAACGACGCAAGGAACAGCGUGACAAGCGGAGGAGCAAACAGGGCCGAGUUGAGGGCGCUCCUGAACAUCCAGGGUGUAGAAUGAGACCAUGGUCAAAUUGGACGGAAUGUACCAAGCUCUGCGGAGGAGGUAUUCAAGAACGACACAUGACAGUGAAGCAGAGGUUUAAGACGGUCCAGCUGUCCAGCUGUAAGGACAGGAAGGAGAUCAGGGCUUGUAAUGUGCAGCCCUGCUAGGAAGGAGUAAGGGAACAGGGGUGGAGUGGAUGGGCGAAGGGGUGGAGUAGGAUGACAGUGGUGCUGGGAAGAGGACAGGGCACACUGUCGCACAAUGAUCCGAUGCACUCUGUUUAGGGCUGAAAUUACACAUUUUUGAAUCUGUAUUGGUUAAAUCCAGAGCUCAGGUCAGUUAUCGGUGAGAGAAGAUGAACUUACAUGUCUCUCUGGAAUACUCUGGAUUUAAACUUGGCGGAUUUCAAACUAGCUCUGAUAAACAUAUUCUUUUGCAACGUUACUGUAAACCUGUUGUGGUAUAAUAUAUCUUAAAAAGUAUAAUUAUGAACUAUGAAUUGAUUUAAUAAUAAGAUAAAGAACAGUUAUAUCUUGUGGUUUCCUUAAGUAGUACAGUAUAUUCCACACUUCAAAGCACAGGUGCCCAGCCAUUCCAGUGUUUUAUAUGCCUUUAAUUGUUCAGUUGUUUCUAGGACACAAAAUACCCAGUUGACUUUUUACCCAGCUAUGUUGUCGUACAUGUAGAUGCGCCACGAUUGACAUCUAUAUGAUUUUAAACAUUAUUAGAAAAUGUUGUUAUUUUUUUGCAGUGGAAAUUUUUUGAUAAGAAUGUGUCCCAAGAUUCUUACCAAAGUCUCGUGUAGGUGUUUUCUAAGUGUGUGUUCCCUCUGUUUCUUUAUCUCUGUUCCUCUAACAUAUUAAUAUUUUGGAAUAAUAUCACCUUUACAAUAAAAGUAAAUGUGACAGCUUG